Molecule: messenger RNA, 2615 nt
Organism: Haliotis rubra (blacklip abalone)
Lineage: Eukaryota; Metazoa; Mollusca; Gastropoda; Lepetellida; Haliotidae
Exons: 10
Coding region: 138-1874 (578 amino acids)
Biological process (GO): DNA damage response; cell population proliferation; positive regulation of protein phosphorylation
Cellular component (GO): nucleus
Source: RefSeq, a predicted model, not a curated record
AAGCUCCUCACCAGUGCGGGACACUGUCGCUCCCCUCUAGUAUUAGAAUUCGGGGAAUAGACUAUCGCUGUGUUGAGUUUCAGAGCUGAAACGCACAAGAAGCGAGUAACUGAGAAGAGACAAACUAAGAAAUCACAAUGAAUAACAAACAAUUUGUUAAUAAAUUGUCAGAAGUCUUUGAUUUUUUCCUGGGUAUACAGAAACCCAUUGCUGACGACACAUGCCUCCAAAGACUUCUGGAUAUCUUGAAGGAAAAAUUUUCAGAUACAGAAUGUGAAAGAGGAAGUCAGUUUAUUGAACAGGCAACUGAGAAAAUUGAUACUUUGGAGCCAAGCAUUGUGACAUUUACCCUCCAGCUUGCCGGACAAGAAGUGCAGACAGAGGGUUCAGCUGUUUCCAAACAUCUGUACAAGACAAUCAGUAACAAAGGUCUGUGGAAGGAUAUAUCUAUAGGAACAUCCUACUUUGAUAGCUUGAGCCAGGUGGCAAGGACUUCAAAUGGAUGGAAAUGGCUAAUAGAAGAGAAAGAUUAUGUGGACCAAGCCAUCCAGUCUUUACAAGAAGACACAAGUCUGUUUCUACACUCUUCAGCUAGGAAACUGGUCAUUGUGUUAUUAAAAAAACAGAACCACUCACAGAUGGACACAAAAGAAAACAAAUCAGAAAGCCAAGCAGCAGUAUGCAGCCUCUUGUCUCAGGACAUUCACAGAGAGUUACAACAGGCAGCAGAUUCACCAGAUAAACCAUUGACUUUGUACCUUGAGAACCUUCUAUCUGUUCUUGUCUCCAGUGAAGGUCUACUGCAAGAGGUCUGUGAUGAGGAUGUUGUGGACAGUCUGCUGCGUAUCUGUCUUGGAAGGCGAUCAGGAUCAAACUCUCUUAGUGGAGAGGCACUCUUGAAAUGCCUGGGUGUAUAUGAGGAAAGAGGACAUGACAAGCUUGAUGAUUUCAUGGAGAGAUUUUUCGAUCACAGUGGUAAUGGACUAACACAGAGAACUGUGUGCAAGUAUCACAAGCUGGCAGUCAAAAUACACCAAAGUUUUCCAGAGCUGGCUGUGUCUGUUGAGCUGCAGGAGAUAGUGUUGUUGCCGUACAGCAUCAUGUUGGGGGUUUCUUCCCUGUCAGUGGACACCAGCCUGCUUCAAACAUGUAGACAAGCUAUGAUAAACAAGGCACAGUGUAUCCAACUGCUUCUUCACACAACUGACUCUCUAGAUCUGAAGGAUGGACGUCUGCAGGAGAUGAUGGAGAUCUUGGAGCUGACCCACCCGAGAGUGGAUGUGUUGGUGGGACAUCGUCUGUCCAGUGACAUCAUACAGAAUGUUGUAGACAACAGACGUCUGCAGCUCAGUCUACUGGACAAAAUCAACUGCAGUAUUGAAAGCUCUGUUCCUGUUGCCAUGCUUACCAAGGCCCUUGAUGUCACCAUGGAGAUCUCAAGUGGAACAUGCACUCACAAUACAGUACAACAAAAAGGCUUCGACUGUGUAUUUUCUAUACUGGGUGUAUUGGCAUGUGCAGCAUGUGGAAGUGAAUGUCUGACCAGUUACCUCCCCUUGAUUGUGGGCCAGCUGGACAGGCAUCUCGUGAGCACACAGUGGGAGAACAGGGACACUGCUGUUGAAGCCAUUAUCAAACUCACCAACCUACACAAUGUUCCUGUUGCUGGUGAUCUACUGAUGUCCAGCCACAUCUUUGGGUCAGCCUGGCAAUGUGUGUCAGACAGCAACAGCUACGUCCGAGCUCAGCGCAAUCAGACUAGUUGCUGCAGUUGCCAUGGCACCACAGCUUUGGGAUGCCUUCCUGUCUCAGCUCAAACAAACAGAGGCAGACAUUGUUCACAAGUUAUUGGACAUAAUAAAAACGGACAGUGAAGCCUUCCCUCGCAGAGCUGCUGUUUCAAGCUUACAAACCAUUUACUCUAACAGAAGAAUACUGGAACCAGUUGUCAGGGAAAUAUUCUCAGCGAUGGUCCAAGCAAUGGCAGACUUUGACUGGGAAGUGAAGGCAAAUACUCUAGAUUUCUGGCAAAGUGUCUCUGAUCAGAAGAUAAAGUGCCCUUCUUCAAAUGUUCCUGAUUAUGCUGUAGAUCUUUCACCAAGUGGCACAAAGAGAAAGUUUGAUAAUGGCAGCACAUUGAGCGAUGAUCUGAUUGUACUGAGCCGGACAGGUUUUUGUGAAGCCAUCGUAUCAGGCACACAGGACUAUGACAACCAUGUUCGUGAAAAAUCUUACAGAAUACUGAAGAAUCUUAAAGCAAAGAUUGGUGAUGAUGUUAAUGAAAAUCAGCUGAAGAAAUUAAAAGUUGAAAAUGGUGAUACAACCAAUGGCAAACACAGUACAAAUUCAGAAUCAGAAUUAGGCACUGCUAGCCUGACAACAGUUCUUCACCUCCUAAGAGAUGUGGACAUUGAACUUCAGUUGUCCAUAAUUUCAGGCAGUUCUGAUGAGUACAGUAAGAACCCUCUUGCUCUUCUGGAGGACAUUUUGUCUGAAGACAAGGACAUCGAAGAUGACAAAUUUGUUGACUGUUACUAAAGCAAAACUCUACAUAUUGUUGCAAUUUGUAAAAUAACUUUUAUAUAAUUUUAGGAAUAAAUACUUUUGUUAUUUUA